Molecule: messenger RNA, 11724 nt
Organism: Numida meleagris (helmeted guineafowl)
Lineage: Eukaryota; Metazoa; Chordata; Aves; Galliformes; Numididae
Gene: GPR87
Product: G protein-coupled receptor 87
Exons: 2
Biological process (GO): G protein-coupled receptor signaling pathway
Cellular component (GO): membrane
Molecular function (GO): G protein-coupled purinergic nucleotide receptor activity
Source: RefSeq, a predicted model, not a curated record
CAGUGCUCUCGCCCCACAGAGGAGCACCUGAGCCCAGACGCCAGCGCCGCCUCCAACCGCUCCGUGGGCCCCCCCGGGAACACCACGCAGGACGAGUUCACCACCAUCGUCCUUCCCGUGCUCUACCUGGUCAUCUUCCUGGCAAGCAUCCUGCUGAACGGCCUGGCGGUGUGGAUUUUCUUCCACAUCAGAAACAAAACGAGCUUUAUAUUUUACCUCAAGAACAUCGUGGUCGCAGACCUUCUCAUGACGCUGACGUUCCCCUUCAAGAUAAUUCAGGACUCCCAGCUGGGACCGUGGCACUUCAACUCGUUCCUGUGCCGAUACAGUACGGUUCUGUUCUACGCAAACAUGUACACCACGAUCGUCUUCCUCGGGCUCAUCAGCAUCGACCGCUACCUGAAGGUCGUGAAGCCCUUCGGGGACUCCAGGAUGUACAGCAUCACCUUCACCAAGGUGCUCUCCGCCUGCGUCUGGGUGGUGAUGGCCUUCCUCGCCCUGCCCAACCUCAUCCUCACCAAUGGCUACCCCACUAGGAAGAACAUCGAUGACUGCAUCAAGCUGAAGUCUCCCUUGGGAGUCAAGUGGCACACAGCCGUCAUUUACAUCAACACCUGCACCUUCAUGGUGGUGCUGAUAGUGCUCAUAGGGUGUUACAUUGCCAUAUCCAGGUACAUUUAUAAAUCGAGCAAACAGUUCAUCAGCUCAUCGAGCAGAAAGAGAAAGCAUAACCAAAGCAUCAGGGUUGUAGUGGCUGUGUUCUUCACCUGCUUCCUGCCGUACCACUUGUGCAGGAUACCCUUCACUUUCAGCCAUCUAGAUAAACUGUUGGAUGACUCUGCACAUAAAAUCUUGUAUUACUGUAAGGAAAUGACACUGUUCCUGUCAGCGUGUAACGUUUGUCUAGAUCCAAUCAUUUACUUUUUCAUGUGUAGAUCAUUCUCACGAAGGCUGUUCAGAAAAUCAAAUAUGAGAACCAGGAGUGAGAGCAUCAGGUCGCUGCAGAGCGUCAGGAGGUCAGAAGUGCGCAUCUACCACGAGUACACUGACGUCUGAGCUGCCCGCGCAGGGACUUUUGCUGAUUUCUGAGGGUAUUUGUACAGCACGCAAAUAAAACCGGCCUUUGGGUAUCCGACCACAGAAGUGCGUUGAGCAAUGUGCAGACACAUACAGUUCUGCCAUUUCAGCUCACUAACAUCUACCUUAAGUCAAAAUCUUAAAUCUGCACACAGAUCGGGUUCACUUCAGAGGCGUUUGGGUACAGUUUUCAGUUGUUUUGUUUCUUAAGGCCAACAGAAGCCAAAGAAAUCCCGCACAAGCAUCCUGUCACAUAAAGAACGUUCCCAUUAACCAAGAGGAGCUGUUCUCCCCCAGCUCAAGUUCCAGUGACCACUCCAGCUUAGUAACAUUCCUUCGUGUUUCGUUUUUAAUGCAUUUUUUACUCGUAUUGAUCUUCUAUCAGUUCUUCCUUCCUACUUUCUUGCAGAGUUUAGACAGUAAUAUUGAUAUUUUCACCUAGAUUAGUUACGGUGAGCGCAAGAACAUCAAAACGUUGCUUAACAACCGAAAAACGCGUGGGCUGAACCGGUGACAGCAGACAGAAGCCAGGCUGCAGGCAGCAUCUGCAGGAGGCAGCAGCAGCAGUGCAGAACAGAGCAGGUGCCGAGGGCAGCCCCGCCGCAGCCAGAGCCCACGGGCAGGGCUCCUUCUGGGCACAGCGCUCAGGCGGCAGCAGGAAGCCACGCGCAGGUGCCUGGCAGCCCUGCCACCCGCGCAGCAGGCCAGGAGAGCGCGGGACAUAGGCUCGCGCCGGCAGCAGCAUCCAUCCCUAACACACAUCAGCCCAGCGCAGCGCUCCACAUCCCCGCCAGGCAUCAACACAAAAACCGCGCUCCCACUUGGUCUCUGCUCAAAGAACGAUCCCAAAUACCACCGUGUUUCCUCCAGCCCUCUCUUCCCCCAGGGAGGGCUCCACGGGCGCAGUUCCUCAGCAGGCCCGCGCGGGGCAGGGCCGCGCCGCUCCCGCUCAGUUUCACGGCGCUUCCUAUGCCUGCUUAACACAGCAUGAAUAAAACUUAAAGAACUAGGAAUCUGUGUUCAAAAUUAUUUAAGGGCUGCUUGGAGCUCUCGGGAGCGCGCAGUGUGUGCGGGGCCGGGCUCCCGGCAGGAGCGGGGCCCGCCCGGCGCGGCCGCCCCGCAGCACGGAGCGCGAGGGCCGAGCCCGGGCCCUAAGCGGCUCUGCCCGCAGCUCGCGCAGAGAAACGAGCGACUGAAGAACGGGGCACGAACGGCGUUUAGAGCAAUGAAUUCGUUCUACGCAUCGUAGUUAAACUGCGAAAACAGAAGGUGGCAACGGUCCAUCACCAAGGGCCUUGUUUAUCUAAGGUCCUGCCUGCUGAUACUUUGUUGGAAAGCCACAUUUUUGCUUUCUGUGAGAUAUUGCACAGAAAUGCCUCUGAUGAGGCAUUAUGCAGAAAUAAGUGUUUUUUUUUUUAAGUUAUUUUAGUUUUUUGUACUAUUUUACACAUAGUUAAAAACUUGUAAGUGUGUUGUACAUCAUACAGACGCUAUAUACCAUACAUAAUCAUACAUAGCAUUUGGAUUAAAUUGAUGGAUUAAUGCAAGCAUUACCAAACUACUUACACUGCUCGGGGGUCACUUCCAGAGAGGAGGAAAGAACACCCUUCAUAUUUAUCCCACGUAAAACAAGAACAGUGUAAUUGGCCAAGGUGCCACAGAAUAAACCCCAUUUUAGCCCUGUGGAAGACCACACUCACAUACACAACACCAAAGGCAAGUUCUGGGGCUGCAUUUACCAUUUUGUGCUCUUAAAGUCAAGGAGUAUAUGAAGCCAUAUUAAGAGAACCACUUUUGGGACCAAGCUGCAUGGUUUAAAUUCUCUUAAGCUCCACAUUAAAUGGAACAGCGCACUGCUGGCUUGGCUUUGUGGAACGGCCAGGUCAGUGUGUACACCAACAUUAGUAACCCAACACCUUCUUAUUAGGUCUUAUAUGGUUAAAGAAAGCGACGCCCGAAUGCUGUGGUCUCCCUUUUGUGACGCAAGUAACAGUAAAUCACAGGAGGUCAAUAGCUCCUCAGACCGCACCGUUACUGCGUUAAACGCUCAGCCCCUCCUGCUCCCCGGCCCACAGCACCACCUGCACUUCUUCCAGCACGCUGCUCCCGCCUGCUGGGUGUGCAUGCACACAGACCGCCGCUUCUCACUGCCUCACCUCUUUUCACUUCACACAUUCACAUCAGCUUUCUUCCUAGAAGAUGCUGAACUGCCAUUCCCUAAGUAACAGUUUCAUACCAAAACAAUCUGUUACCCAAAACCACUGCCAUCAGGGGAUGCCCUUAGAAGAAAGCCUAACCACACCCUUUCCAGGCAGCUAAAUAGAUGAGGCAGUGGGUGCCUGGGGAAGGCAGUGGUCCCACAAGGGAGCAGCGUGGCAUCCACCCCACAUUUGGAGAAGGCAUAGCUGUGCACUGCUGGCACAGGGCAGCCAGGACAGCACUCCAUUCCAGAGCCUUGCAACAGGGACACAGUGCUUUUCCGUAAAACUGCCCCCAAAUAUGGUUACUUUAUCUUGACAGGGUGUAUCUGCGAUAAACAUUUCUCACCAUGACUUACACUCGCGCUUAUACAACAGUUCUUGGAAGAUGCUGCUUGUGAAGUCUUUUCCCAGGACUAAAAAUGAAUCGUAAAAGAAUAUCCUACUUCUCAAGUAUCAGAUAACUAAACCUAAUGUCUGUGUUUUAUGUGGAAUUUGGUACUUAAAAGGACUCUCUUCCUGAGAAGAAAUAGGCCUGAUCACAGCACUGGUUCACCAACGCCCACAGCUGAAACAAGCUUUUUCUGGGCUGUUGGUAGGAAGCUGCGUCAGUCACCACUCAGCCUGCAUGGCCUGAGGACUCACUUUCAGAUAUAGCCUCUUCUUUUUCACUUCCCUGUUCCAAACCACCAUUCCUCUCUAGGUCUGCUAUUUGUUUAGGUUACUUAAAUUGCUAGAUUUUUAACUAAACCUCCAUUUACAAGCAAAAGGAAUUUCACAAGCAGUAACGAGGUCUGCAGAGUCAAGCAAUAAUGCCUUGGAAACUGGUUUUGUUGUUUUCCACCCAAAUCAGCCCGCUUUUGACAGACGGAUGUACUUCAGCACACACUACUCCUUGUCCCGUGAUAUAACUUCUGAGGGCACAGCACUAUUUCCCCUCACAGCCCGCACAGUGCCACGCAUGACUCAUUCCCCAUUCUUUCAGACAUAGCUCUAGUGUUCCUUGUUCUCUGUAUUUGCCCAAGUUCUUCCUGAAACGAUCAGUCAGAGGAACAGUCUCAGGUGCUGACCUACAGCUGUGCUCUCAGGGAAGCAGGCCAGGACAGGCGCACAGCUGAGUUCGGAUCACACAGCGUGAGGCUGCCAUGUUCUGCAGGACGCUCCACAGGCAAGGUUUUCCAGGUGGAAGCACAACAGCGAACCAGCUCCAGGAAAGCAAGGAGAAUGCCAUUAGUGAACACCAGUGAAAGUUUUCACUGAAGAAAUUUUGCAUUACGCUGUAAUUGACAGCGCUGCCAGAACACUCGAUGCCAUGGGCUGCUGAGGAAGGAGUGUUACUGGAGCAUGUGCUUCAAGACAGCCCCAGACCACCAGCUGUGCAAGACUUGUGGCACUGCAUGCAUUGCAUCCUUUGCCUUCGAGAUUAGUCUAGCAAUCACCUUUACCGUGACUUUCCACCACUGCAGCUUCCCAGGCUUCUUAAAAAAGCCAAGUGAAACUCCCAAAAGUUCUGAAGAUGUCGCUGUAUUGACACACACCAGAAUCUCCUUAGCAACUCUAACCAUGUAACUACUGCAGCCUCUGGGCUUACUGAGAUGCACAGCAGCCCCAGCCCCCCCCCAUACCCUGUGCCCCGAGCACCAGGACGCUCACACCCCAAGCACCUACUGCUAUCAGAGCACGGCCAGAGCCCACCUGAAACUGGAGACAGGGCCUUGUAAGGCCUCCCAAGUCUAUUCUACAGUGCUACAGUCAUGUCAAGGCAUCUACCAGCCAGCAAAGCAAAGCUGGGCUGACAAUAUUUGCUGGCAGGCUUUGAUAGGUUAAAACAUGCAUCCAUAAGUCCUGCAGUGCCUUGGUAGUUAGCCUGAGUUCUAGGGGGAUUAUUCUAUAAAAAUAUUUAUCUUGUUCAUUCUGCUUCAGUCUGUUCACAGCAACGGGAUGUAAAUAUACACAGUCUACGUGGUUUCACGUUUAGUUGGGUUGGAAGGAUUUGAUAACAAGGCACAGACCUCUAAUAAUAUUAGCAUGUAUUGUUUAUGUAUGGCAAUGGUUUGGUGCAGGAAGAUACACUUAGAAAAAAACACAGAUUUGAGCCUGUCAGCCCCACUCCUUUUUGCAAGGGCAGCAGAGCUACCAGCCCAGCUUUCACUUCUGCCAGCAGCCUCCGACACAAGGACCACCUGGCCACCACCACAGCCAGCCCCUGCUGUAACCAGCUGAGCUCUGACACGAUGCUGGUUUUCUCCUAUUUCUGGCUAUGAAAGCAUAUUCUCUGCUUCUGAUGUAGAAGCUCAUCAGUAGGACUAUAAAAGAAGUUUCCUUCCAUAGGCACUGAGCUCAGAUCAAACCUUCAAAUUAUUUUCUUAAUAAAAGUGACAAGGCCAGGAGAUGGGAAUUUUGGAGUUCAAGGGAAGAAAAAGACUUAUAUGGCUAAGGGUAAAAUACAUUAUCAGUUGUUCUUAAGCCACCAAAAGCACGUGAUACACAGCAGGAGUUUUUCUGGCGAUCAUGCUCACUGCUUUCUGACCCUUUGGAAAUAGCAGCUGUGUCUGCAGAUCCUUAUAUAUUAAAAUUGGCUGGCAUUUUGGAAAAAUAUCCAUGUUUGCAUAACGAAGUGACCCUUCAGUCUGCCCUGAUGUCUGGAAUCAUUCCGAUGGGGUGAAACUGUACACAGAGCUGAGGCUUCCUGCCCGCCCUCUAAGUUCUUAAUCCUCUGCCCCUGAACAAAUGAUUGCUUCUCUCUGAAGCACGCAAAAAAAUUACGUGUGCCAUAACAUUUAAUCCAUCACAGAGUGGCAGCUUGCACUUCAAAACACAGCAUUUCUCUCCUUCUUCUGGGACCUCACACUCACGCAGAGCUGCACACUUCGGUCUGUUACCGGAGGCAGAACUUCUUAGGUAGCUUUAAUGUAAAAAUGCUGGCAAGCUUUAACCAAGAAUGACGUUGCAAACCAGGAAGUACAGCUAUGCCAUUAAGUGAUCCUACAAUGACAUUUUUCAUAAUACACCUUACAAAAAAGUCACCCCCAAAGCUGUUCACCCUUGGCUUCUGUUACGUGUCAGCAUACAAUCAUGUUUUAAAACAAUUUCAUACUAAGCUUCAACAGUCCUCUGCAUCAUGAGACCUGCACCGCUUCAGAGAAUCCACACAUUUCAUAGGUCAGCUGGUGUCUGAGUGGACUUGGUCUCCUGGGCAGUGCCUUCCUUUCCCAGUAUUUGCUAGCUACUGGUGGUCUUCAGAGAGGAAGGCCAACAACAUUUCACUUCUGCUUCCCGGGCAAGCUGUGCUCUGCUUCUACUGUUCUACUUCUAACAAUAAACAACAUGGAAAAAUAACACAAGUAAAGCUGAAGUAAGAGGGAGAAUCACUAACAGGCUGAAAACAGGACAGCUCCUUAAAGUCACUGGAACAGCUUUGAACAUUAAGCAUGAAAAUGUCCUUUCCUAAGCAUUGUUCUUAAGCUUCUCCUCCUUUACCUCAGUACAUUAAAUACACACACGACUGUGUUCUUUACUCAUUAUGAAAGGCAAGCAUUGUCACCUUACAUUUCCUUUUGGGUAAUAAUGUCAUGCUGCCCAUCUGAAGAUUCCCCCUUAGCUUACUUAAAAAUACUCUGGGUUCAACUCCCCAGAAAUAUUUGGCAAAGCAAAGGAAACAACCCUUGGCUUUGCAAGAUCUAAGUGACAACAUAGGAGUUCAAUCUGAAAUACAUCUAUAUCGGAUUAAAUUAAGAUUCCAUUAAAAGGCAGACUGCACUUAACAACAUUUUCAUACUCUCGUUCUGGGCAUUCAAUCCAACGUAUGUAAGGAGAGCCAAACAAAAGCUGUGAUGGAAGUUAUCUCAUUGAGUUUGGCUGGACGCAGCGCGGGGAAGCAAUAGGAGCAGCCCCCAGAGCUCAAUGCAGCACGCGCCCACGUGCAGAACAAGCGCACAGUAUUGCUUCGAGUUCUGCUCAGGUCUUCACUAAGUCACAGAAAAGCAAAUGAGCUUCUCUAAGGCAAACCUGGAUCCCCAGUAUUGCAAUUGGAAAUCAACUGCAGAAUCAGUUUGCUUACAUUGUUAUUCCAAGGUCCUCUGUCUAAAUCAGCUGUUUAAAAUAAAUAUGGUGCUAGUAUUGUUUUCUUCAGAGAAACGGUCUCUCCAAAGCCACAGUUGGUUAAACAUUCACUCUCCCAACAUCAAAGCUGAAAACGUUCAUUUCCAGAACUCUAUUGUGCAAAGUUGAGAAGUAUGUUCCGCCAGCACCGGUCUGCUGCACACAUGUUGUUCAAGCUAUCCUCUCAGCUGAGAAGCACCAGCCAUGCCUGCCAUAGCACUCAGGAGCGCCUUCCUUUCAUGUUAUCAGGGCUGACAAGAACAAGAUGCUUCACUUUCUGUUUCAAAGCAUUCUUUUUCUUUUCCUUUCAGAGGGUGGGGCAGCAGCGUGAAGAGACAGGAAGGCACCCAAACCACUACUUCACAGCAUCAAAGCCCCGCUUCAGGCUGCAGGAGAGCAACUGGUGUGUGCUGUGAGAUGCAAGGAAAGGAACCAAGUUCUGCAAAGUGCUGAGAAUCCCUUUGCACGUGUAGGAAUUUUUUGAAGUCAGACUUCCCAGUUCAAAUCGGACCCUUCAGGCAGAGAAUGAAGUCAAAACCCAAGUAUGCAAAACCCAAGUAUGCAAAAAGCAUGCCAUCAAAACUGUCCCAGAAUUCACCUCAUACUGGAGAUCAGUGCCAGUUGAUGCCAGAUCAGCAUCAAUGCCACAGAUGCCUGCACCCUGGCAUCUUUGUAUACUACAGAACAUUUCAUCCACGUGCUUUCAUUAAAAGCCACAAGUCUGGUCCCACUGACAAAUGAGCCUCCUGACAGGUAGCUCCAUUCAUAACUAGAGACAGCAACUGUGUCAUCUGUGUCCUUACUGCUUCAGCACAUUCGGGACUGGCAUAUCAUUCAAGCGAUUCCUGUGUACAGUUUCAUACUCCCAGAGCCUGUCCUUGAUACCACUGUGGUGAUUUCAUGCAUAUCUACACUCCUGCCUGCACAAAGCCAGGAGCUAACAGUCUAUCCUGCACAGAAAUCAGAAGGUUUCUCCAUGAAGGAUUCUUCCUUGGAAGAGCAGGACUCACCCCCGCUGCAGUGGUUUUCCAGUUCUGUGCAGACUAGAAGGCUUGGGGGAUCAGUUAUCAGCACAUCAGGGCAACUGGCAAGGCAGAUAACACUGCACUCUGAGACGAUUGCCAGAUGUGAUGUUUCCAGGAAGCUUCUGGUUAGUAAAGAUAAUUAAACUUUAAACGUAGCAGACCAAUCCCCUGCAGCAAGAUAUUUAACAGGCAACAACUUUGAGUGACAAAGGAUAACUUCAUGGACUGAUUAAGACAUUGCAGAGCACGGAAUCUGAGUUUGUGGAUUUUAUGACUCUAUACAGGGAAUUUUUCAGGCAAAGCACAGAGAAAGUACACUGUUCUUAAUUCAUAAGAAAAGGACAACAGAUUCCCAUGAGUUAAGGCAUCCAGAGCUGCCUCCAUUGUAAAAGGAAAGACAGUAUGCAGCUACCUACAGAACUCAAACGUGACUAUUUCCUAACGUUCACUUGGUUAUCACCUAAAGGAGCGCAUCCCAGAGAAAACUAAGAUCUUCACUCUUUCAUACAUCAGAUUAAAGAGUAAGCAUGAUGCAUUUCUCCCUGUGACCACAGCAGUGACACUGCUCAGACAAGCAGCUCAGGAUGGAAGAGGCUGAGGAAAAGGGCUCUGUAGACCCUGCUGUCUGACACUGGUAAUGUAGAGGUGGAAAAAGAGACUUCUGUUCUUGCAAACGUAAGAGUAACACUGAUGAGCCUGUGGAUGUUCUGCAGUGGAAGAGCCAUUCCUGAGAAACCAAGCAGCUCCUCUGGCAGAGGGAAUCCCAAUUCCGAGCCACGCGACCAAGCUGUUACCCAACACAGUGUACAGUCACCUGCGCUGCACAUGGAAAACACACAGCUAGUUUGGGGCCUUUUGUGAUUGCCUUUCAAACUCACUUGUCUUGGCAGACCACACUUUUCUUCCUCCUCUGCAAGAAUUUCAUCUGGACAGAAAUAGAAGAUUGCUUACUUCAGUUUUAGGUUUAGAUGAGGAAGCUAUCGGAAAAAGCUUGUUGUGAGUCACAAUGUGAAAGUUGUCCCUGGUCCCAAAAGGGAUAUUGAGGCUGCUGUCUCUGGGAAAGAAGAAAAUAAAAAAGAACAAACAAAAAAACAAAGAAAAGUCUUUGUACAAUUAAUUACAAAGUCUGCCUCAGAGGGCUGCAGCCUUGUAAAGCUCUUCUAACCCACUCCUCUUUUCCCUGCCCCAAAAAUACAUGACAAUACGGUAGAGGGAAAGAGAUGAAAAGUUCGAUUGUGUGCCUUCUGGGGAGCAGCUGGAAAGCCUGCCGUGCUUGGUCCUUACGCUGGUGCAGAAUAUCUGCCAGAGGAGGACAAGCAGGGCAGUACUCGCCCCGUCACCCCGCAGCAAGGCUCCUCGCCCCAGCAGCGCAACACGGCUCAGGGUGACCCAGGGCUGCCCAGGCCCUGCAGCUCAGAGCAGCCCUGCAGCACAGGCAGUCCUGGCUCCUGGCAGCAGGGGCCCUACAGCCCGGCGUGCACCAGAGAAUGGGCUGGGAGCUGGAAUGCUUCCCAAUGGUGCACCUGUGCUGGCCUUCACAAAGCUGAUAGCCUGGUCUACCACCAAGCCUGCACAACACACAGGUUUAGUGUCACAGGACCACAGACCCAGGUGUUAAGAAGGAAGAUCUUGUACUGCCACUGACCGCUGCCCUUCUCACCACAGGAAACUGGGCUCCCAACUCAAGACACAUGCAAUGCCUCUCAAGUUCUAUUUCUGCUUUCUGAGCAAUUAAGAGAACCCACAUCUUCCCGGAACAUGCUUUGGUUAAAGCAAGGUAACAUCCCAUGACCAUCAGAAGGACUAGCCUUCUCCUGCGUCCCGCCUGGAAGCCUGGCGCUCCAGUGGCACAGCUUCACACCACCCCCAGGGCCAGCAAAGCACCCCAGCACCAGGGCUACCACCCACUGCUCCCAACUCACCAGGCUCCUUCCAGCCCCAGCAGAGGAGAGCAGCUGGCCCUGGGGACAAAACAGUCACAUCCAUCACACAGGCAGCAGGAACAGAGCACAGGGCCACACAGCUGCUCUGCUACGCACCAGUCACUCAGCAGCCAUGCAACAGAAGGGGUUUUCUCCCUGCUGCAGGCUGUCACCCAGACCGCAUGAAUCAGAGCAGGGUUAAAGCCUGCAACCUCUGGCACUCACCACUUCUUCCUCAGCUACAAGCUGGAGCAAUAAUGCAAGGCAGUUUUGUUAAGGUCUCUGAAGAUAUCACCGUAUUUCACCGAGAAAGACUCGGUGACCUUCAGGGACUGUUAGCUCAGGUCAGCACAGCCUGGCUGCGUGCACGACGGGUGCCCUGCAGCAAAGCAGCAGCACUGAGCACCUUCCUUCAGCCACACCUCGGCCCCCCCACGUGAGGCUCUGCAGACCUGGAAGGAGCAUCCACCAGAGAAAUGUUUAAUCGAAGGGGGCCUGGGUAGCGCACUGUAAGACAGACAUUAAGUCAUCUGCUGAACGUUUGUUAACACUGCUGUACACCAUUUACUAAUUUUACUUUAAUAUAAACAGCAAUAUUUUCCCAUAUUCCUAAUAAGAGAUUAUACUAGCUUCUUCUUUACCAAACAUUUCAAGGGAUUUUGUGCUUGGUUUCAGUGCCUCUCAGUGAACAUCUGAGAAGAAUAGGAAGGGAGGAAGACAGACAGGUGAUUAAGGUAAAAAAAGCAAAAUAAGAUAAACCCGCAGAAAGAAGAAAGGAAAUAGCCAUAAACCAGAGAUUUAUCACCUGUCCUAAGAAUAAACCUCUCGGAAUUCGAGCAUGCCCAGAGCAAACAUGACGCAACCCUGUGAACUCCAGCGCAGAACACUCCCAUUAACAAAAACAGAAGCCAUCAGGGCAGCAAGCCUUACAGAAGAGGUCACGGCCAGGCCUGGGAACUGCUUAAGAAAAGAAAACACCCGCCCUUCACUUCAGCUUACUGCUUCGCUAAAUGCACAAAUGUGUCUCUUUUGAAGCCAACUCAAAGCUGAUCUCCGUGGAAGUACGUCUACGAGCACUAAAAUAGCACUGACCAGCUGCAGCACUUGACAUUUGGACCACAGCAGGCGGAGCAGCACGGCACAGCUCCUCAGCUCCGUGCUUCUGGAGACAGAGCUUGACUACAAACCACACACCAGCGACAGCAGAUGAGGACAACAUCGCAAGGAAGUGACAGAUCGCCCAGCUCAAAGGAACAAGCCAAUGAGUACGGCAGGAGAAAGCAGGAGGCUUCGCCCUAAGCAAACAUCCUGCUGGAGGACAGGUCCUGUGCUAACCAUGGAAGGCUCUCCAGACCCUUAGCACCUUCACAGCAAGCACUGCAGCAGUCCGAUCCAGAAAGG